Messenger RNA from Musa acuminata subsp. malaccensis (wild Malaysian banana), 1285 nucleotides. The record is from RefSeq and is a predicted model, not a curated record. NCBI's taxonomy places the organism in Eukaryota, Viridiplantae, Streptophyta, Magnoliopsida, Zingiberales, Musaceae.
AUAUAUACCUUUGAACAGUGGAAGAGUUCACUGGGUAUUGGUGGUGGUUGCUGAAAAGCUAGAAAGCGUGACAAGACAUCAGACUCUGCCCACCAAGAAACAAACACUUGCAUGCUGCCUACAGAUUCGCUCCUCCGUCGCCAUUACGAUCGAUGGCAAUGUCUCGACCAACAUCUGGGCGAAGAGAUUCUUUGGAAAGCCUCAAAGCGGGAGAACCAAUGGCAUGUCUUUCUGAAUCGCCUGCUGUUCAUGGACGACGCCUUCUCGAGCUGCUGCAAGAGCAACAAGAGCCUUUCCACUUGGAUGUUUACCUUCUCGAGAAAGGGCACUCGGAUAGGAUUCUUGCAUCCCGGUCUGCAAGCAUUACCUGUUGGCCUGGUGGGAGUACAUGCACGAGUCUGCAGAAGCUGACAUGCCGUCAUCUGAGAACUUGUAGAGACAUGAUGAAGAAGACGCUCUGCGGAGCGGAUGAGAAGAACUCUCUGAAUUGGGAAAGAAUUGCGCGGAAUCAUUUGAGGGUAGACUCGAAACGACGCAGUCUCGUCUCGACUCUCGAGCUGCGUUGUGGCCGACCAGUCGAUCAUGUUCGACAUGUACAAGGGAAGAUGUCAACCGUGGGUUUGGAUUUGCCAGCCAAAGUUCUUGACAUCUUCAACGAGCUGCUUGAGGUAGCUUAUACCCCAGCCUUCUAUGAACUCAUCGGAUCAAAGUGGCAGCUGGAUCAAUCGGACAAGCUUUUGGAUUCCCAUGAAUGUUUCAAUCAUGAGAUUCCUCCGUUGUUGAAGCAAAAAGCUCUCUCUACCAUAAGAGAGCUGACAGUCUCAGAGCUAGCAAGCUCCAGGAGUGAGUGGAGUCGAUUCCAGCUUCAGAUGAGGGAGAUUGCAAUCGACAUAGGAGCUGCCCUCUUCGAAGAUAUCAAAGAAGAAACAAUUCUAGAUAUUAUAGGCUCUCAUUGUACAUCUCAGUGGAGUUCAUCAUCACUGUAGCAGUAUGGUACACAUCAGUUCAGUAGAUUCAGGAGCCUCCUUUUAUCUCUUGUGAAUUGACAUGGAGUUCUUCCUCGCUGGUUUCAGAGAAAAUGGACCACAGAAUCCUCUUAAGACUCAUCAAUUGAGAUUGCUUGAGUCAUAUCUGUACUAGUUUUUUCACCCCAUCAUUGAAGACUCAACCACCAUGACUACAUAGAGGAACAAAACAAAUGUUCAGUAAGCAUGUUGCUGCAGCCUUUUAAUUUUCUAUUGUGGUGAUGAUGCUCGAUUGAUGUUAGAAUAAGUUGAAUGAUCUG